Messenger RNA from Amoebophrya sp. A25, 3535 nucleotides. The record is from the annotation of a GenBank genome assembly. NCBI's taxonomy places the organism in Eukaryota, Dinophyceae, Syndiniales, Amoebophryaceae.
UGCCAAGCAGGCAGCUUCGUGGGUGCCGCGGGCGCAGUCGUAGGCUCGCAGCAAGGUUUUGCAGCUGCUUCUAUGGCUACACACCAACCGACAUAUAUUACAGGUGCUUGUUCUAUGGGUACUACUACUACACAAGGAAUAGCAGGAAAUGGUGUAGUUGGAGUACAGCCAGGGGCGUUAAACCUGAUGAAUACACAAGCAGUCGGAACGAAUCCUUUUCGGAAAGAUGUGUCUAUGAAUGGAGGAUAUCAGCAGAUGAGUCAGCAGAUGAUGAGCUCUCCAGCAAGUAGCCCGAAAAUGAGCAUGGGUGUAUAUUAACCGUCUUGUACUAUUUUCCUGUAGAUGAUGAUGAUGUUUGGUUUAAUCAUGUUGGAUUGACAAACUUCAGCUUGUUCUUGGUAGAAGGUCCCUACUUCAGAGUAGAAAUUCGAAUAGCAAAAAAACUGCUUAGGCCACUGAGGCUGACAUGAUGCUUCUCUUUCUUGUCCAUAACUACAGGUAGCGUCAUCAAACCCAAUGGGCUCACCCCAGUGGAUGGGCAUGGGGGCAACUCAGCAACAGAAUCAAGCGCAAUGGUCGGCAAUGGGGGUAACUCCACAAACAAUGCAGUCAGCGCAAGCAAAUCAACAAGCAAUGGGGCAGAUGUCCUGGAAGAACCCUUGGCAGGGUUCAGUGCAGUAAAUCAAGGCUCUUCAUCUUCAAUUGCGAAAGUCAAGCCAAAAUCAAAAAUUUCAUUCAACUUCUCAGGGAUGAAGAUGAACAAGAGCAAGGAACCAGCUGAAGCUAAGACGUCAUCUUUUAUAUCAUCCUCUCCUUCAACAUCUGCUCCUCCACCUAAUAAAGCUGUCACUGUCACUGGGAACAAGCCUCAGAUUCAAUUCAAGUUUCAAUCGAAAACUGCUGCUGCUAGUGUUGGACUUAGAGCUGUUCAACAAGAUACUGAUUAUAGAAAAGAUGUGGUUGUAAUCGAACAAAGCAAUGCGACUACUCCAAAACACAUCAAGAAAGCAGAGCCUACGCCAGACUCUCCAACGAUUUUGCCUCAACGUCGUAUUCGUAUCACAACGACGCCAACAUUUGUCAGCCCUUCUUGUUCAUCUACUCCCAAUCCCACAGCGACAGUAAAAGUAGACUUAGGAGAACACCCGCCCCAAGCUGCCCUGCUUCCGGAACAGAGGAAUCCCUUAGGGUUUAUGACUCUGAUGGGAGGAUACACGAUCAGGAAGAAAAGGUAUCGCAUCGGCCAGAUGUUGGGCAAUGGCGUGUUUGCGCAUGUGGUUCGUUGUGUGGAUUUGGGUCAAAAAAAAGUUUUGUUGGAAAAAGCAAAAGCAAUAGAAGAAGGUCAACCAGGUGAAGAUGACGUCAAUGCUUUGCCUGAUGAAGACGAGUUUGUCGGUCAACAUGAUGAUGCUUCUUUCACUAGUCAACAACAGAGGACUGUGGCCAUCAAGUUCAUGCGCGUUCAGGACAUGAUGAGGGAAAAUGGUCUAAAGGAAAUACGGAUUUUAAAAUGUUUGCUUGGGCAUGGACCUGAACAGAGGAUAGCGAAAUCAAAAACGUCAAUCAGGAGUGCAACUGCAAGCAAUAACAUCUGUCGACUUCUUGCCUAUUUCCAUUACGAAGGUCAUCUUUGCCUGGUUUUCGAAAGCUUGUGGCUGAGUCUUCGCGCAGCAAGCGGAAAGGUGUGGUCGGAAUUCAUUGACAGAGGCGUUUUUGACACUCCUAGUCCUACUUCGAAAGUUGUUGAACAAGAUGAUACCUCCAAUACUAGUAGUACUACGUCCUCCCUCACCACGCGUCGAGAAGAAAUUGCCUGUGCUCUUGCUCGCUCAUGGUCUCGACAAUUCCUAACUGGUCUUCAAUACAUACACGAUUGCGUUCUCGUGCAUGCGGAUAUCAAAAGCGACAACAUUUUGCUCUCUGAACCGCUGGCUUCGACAUCCUCGGGUGGCUCGAUACAUUCCGUUCUAAAGAUUUGUGACUUUGGAAAUGCUGGUAUAGCUUCUCCUACUAGGGAAAGACGGGAUGAUGUUAAGGCUGUACCUAAUAAAUCUUUGGACGCAUCCGUGAAACGCAUGGAAGACUAUUCUAAGGGAAUGCUCCCCCAUACUUUUCAAGGAUGCGCUUGAAAGAUGAAUUGCGGACAGCUCUAACGAUGAAAAGCAGCAACAGGAGGUGGAACAUCAAGAGGAGCGUGAAGCAACUCUCCAGCGUUACCUGUAUGGCGAACAACAAGGCGAGGAACGUUUGUUCGAGCCACCCAUAUGGUAUCGAGCUCCAGAGCUAUUGCUGUCUCUCCCAGACAGCCUAAAACACACGGCUCUUGAUUGUUGGUCUGCUGGGUGCGUGGUGUAUGAAAUCUGUAGUCUCUUUUUGCUGCGAAAGGAAUUGUUGAUGCAGCAAGGACAAGGACGGGAGGAAUCGAUGGAAGCGUCGACCGGCAUUUUGUUUGCGAAGCACAGGAAGCUUAAGGGUAGGUUGAAGGUGCUUUUGUUACCAUUUGUUAUGGCUCUCCUAUAAGGGAGACAGCCAUAACAAGCGGGAUAAACGAACACCAAAAGCGUACCUCUAAGAAGCCUGCCAAUGGUGGUGGAGCAGGAGAACCUAGCGGAGACCCUACGGCUAACGGCCAACUGUUCUAUCUACAAGAAUGCUUGGGCAAAUUACCAGACUCGAUGAUCAAUGCGCACUUAGAUUUGUUCAAGAAGCAGACCGAAGGACAGGACGGAAAUAAACAGGGUACCAAUAGUGCUGCAGCAAGUGCGUUCUCAUCCACACCCGGUACGUGCACAUGGGCUGCAGCCUCCGCCACUCUAGACGAAUCUCUGAUAGCCCAACAACUUCAAGAGCAACGCUUGUCAUGUCAGCAACAUUUCGCGGCGAACGGAGAUUUCGAAUAUGAAGACCAAGGCGCAUUGGGUGGCUUCGUUUUUAUGAAGAAAGCAGUGAAAACCUUUCCGACUGGACGAAGUGACUAUGCACGUGCGAAGCUGAGGGAACUUUUGACUUCAGUGACAGUGGCUCCUCAAGAACCGGUUCUAUGCGAUCGUAAAAAGUGGAUGAUUGAAGCAGCGUCUGAAGUGAUUGAACACCUGACACAGUGUGAGCCGGCAAAGCGAUGGACUUGCGCACAAGUCUUAGCCCAGGCGAGGUUUUGCAGAGAGGUUAAAUAGGUCGCGGAUACUAAGUAGGUUUCUUUUUUUUUGAGUUCGGAGACCAGAUGAAUUGCGCGCUUCCGCAUCCGUAGUAUCCCCUACACGAUUCUGAUUGAAACUUCGCUUAGCUAUAAUUAAAAGUAGCACGCUUCUUUUCUAAGUUUCUAAAGUCACGAAAGAAAGCAAGCAUCUAAUUAAAGGACGUCCAAACACCUCUUGUUAGGCACAUUCAUUCAUUCAUUCAUUUGGCUAUGAAUGAUGAAGUAUUAACACCUACAGCAACCUUUUGUUUCGCAUUAUAAAAUGCGUCUGCUGGAACUGGAAGGGCUUCUAAGCCUCAGAAUAUUCUUUUAAGCCGGACCAUGCGUCAGGUCAGAAAC